Messenger RNA from Chara braunii, 1217 nucleotides. The record is from the annotation of a GenBank genome assembly. Lineage: Eukaryota; Viridiplantae; Streptophyta; Charophyceae; Charales; Characeae.
UCACCCAGAGUAGAAAGAACUAUCAAAACCACGAACACAAUUUCCGCGAGCGGUGCCUGCCACAGCACAACGAAUCGCCGCCGGCUUGAGCGCGGGGAAAAAGUUGAGAUUAACGCGGGCGACCAAAGCCGAAAAAACGCGCGGAUUCGCCCAUUGGGUACCCGCGUGUCGCACGGGUGUUAGUGUAAGGAGCCUGGGGACAGGUAUGGCGGGGACGAUGAGGAACGUGGCAAUGGUGUCGCGCAGUGCGUUGAACGCAAUGCUGCCGCGGUGUAAUAGGAGGCUAGUGCAGACUUCAGCACCUCAAGGCGGCUUGAGAGCUCCAUCGUCUUCCGAUUUCGGCGCGAGAGAGCUGGAGCUUCUGAAAGACGACCCUGCUCUGCGGCGGUUCAAGUCCCACGGCGACACUGUUAGGCUGCUUAAGCGGAUCGGUGAUGUCCUCGUCAUCGCUCUAGUGGGAGGUGCGGUAUAUGAAAUUGCAUACAGGGUUCAGGCGCUUAAAGAUCAAAAGGUGGAAAAGUGAUGGACUUGGUGAUGCCACGAAAUGCGUAAAGGAAGUGCUGUUGACGAAUGGACACCCUACUGUGCUGGGUGCAGGAACCUUUUCCUUUUUCCAAAUGUAUCAUACUGUAUCGUAAAAUCCGCAGAUCAUGUCUUUGUCAUCAGGGUGCCUAUUCGUCAUUUGGUCAAAAUCAACCCAGUUGUUUCUGACGUUGCCCCGUUGUGCACCGGCCAGUUGAAUGCAGUGAUCAGCUUUCCAACUUUUCACUCUGCAAUGUGCUUGUCCCCUACUUCUGGUUGCAUACGAGAAGAAAUAGAAUUCAAUCUCAGUCUGGAGUCUAGAUUGGGAUGGCAGUAAAUAUUCAGCUGACAGACAGAACAGUAAUGACCUGUGAAUUGAAUCAAUUGAUGUUCAAAUUUUAUUUUUUUUAAGCUGACUGUAGUAUGUUCCACAACCAAAGGUGCGAAGAUUGUCCUGCCUUUUUGCUUUUCUGUCUUUUUGAAAGGCGUCCCUAUUGGAUGUCGAUUUGCAACACCAAUAGAUCUCUCCUGGAGCGACAGGAACCUGUGCUCGAGGACCGUCUGUGCAAACACCGUGAUCUGAAAACUCCUGUCCACCCUAUGGAGCGGGUACCCAUUUGCUGCUGUAGUGCUAUUCGCAGAGGAAGCAUGAACUUUUCUUUUCUUCGGGGGGUGUACUGGUGUCCCACGAUGCG